Molecule: messenger RNA, 4171 nt
Organism: Nyctereutes procyonoides (raccoon dog)
Lineage: Eukaryota; Metazoa; Chordata; Mammalia; Carnivora; Canidae
Gene: ST3GAL5
Product: ST3 beta-galactoside alpha-2,3-sialyltransferase 5
Exons: 8
Coding region: 367-1539 (390 amino acids)
Molecular function (GO): lactosylceramide alpha-2,3-sialyltransferase activity
Source: RefSeq, a predicted model, not a curated record
GCAUCCGCGCGGGGGAGCGGACGGUCCGGUGCUGAAUGGGCGCGAGCGCGGCGCCGGGGACGGGCGGGGGCGCGGGGCCCGGGACUGGAGGCCGGCCAGCGCCCCCUCCCUAGCAUGCGGACGAAGGCUGCGGGCGGCGCGGAGCGGCGUCCCUUGCAGCUGCGAACCGAGGCGGCGGCGGUGGCGGUGGCGGCGGCACCUGCCGGCCGAGAAAGAGAGCGCAAGCAGAAGGAAGAGGCAGAGGGAGAGGGAGAAGCAGUCUCCCAACUGUGAGCAGGGAUCCCAAUUCUGUGGAGCUCAAUCCCAGGACCCCAGGAUCAUGACCUGAGCUGAAGGCAGAUGCUUAACUGACUGAGCCACCCAGCAAUGCCCAGUGAGUAUAACUGUGUGAAACUGAGAAGUGAUCGCUCAAGACCCUCUCUGCAAUGGUACACCCGAGCUCAAAACAAGAUGAGAAGACCCAACUUAUUGUUAAAAGACAUCCUUAAGUGUACAUUGCUUGUGUUUGGAGUGUGGAUCCUUUAUAUUCUCAAGUUAAAUUAUACUACUGAAGAAUGUGACAUGAAAAAAAUGCAUUAUGUGGACCCAGACCGUGUAAAGAGAGCUCAGAAAUAUGCUCAGCAAGUCUUGCAAAAGGAGUGCCGACCCAUGUUUGCGAAGAAGUCGAUGGCGCAGUUGUUCGAGCACAGGUACAGCACGGACUUGCCACCUUUCGUGAAGGAGACCCCCAAAAUGAAUGAAGCCGAGUACAAGUAUGAUCCUCCUUUUGGAUUCCGAAAGUUCUCCAGUGAAGUCCAGACCCUGUUGGAAAUACUGCCCGAGCAUGACAUGCCCGAACACUUGAGAGCAAAGAGCUGUAGGCGUUGUGUGGUCAUUGGAAGCGGUGGCAUACUCCACGGACUAGCACUGGGCCAGGCCCUCAACCAGUUCGAUGUGGUGAUAAGGUUAAACAGUGCACCAGUUGAGGGAUAUUCUGAGCAUGUUGGUAAUAAAACUACUAUAAGGAUGACUUAUCCAGAGGGCGCGCCACUGUCUGACCUUGAAUAUUAUUCCAAUGACUUGUUUGUUGCUGUUUUAUUCAAGAGUGUUGACUUCAACUGGCUUCAAGCAAUGGUAAAAAAUGAAACCCUGCCAUUUUGGGUGCGGCUCUUCUUUUGGAAGCAGGUGGCGGAAAAAAUCCCACUACAGCCAAAACAUUUCAGGAUUUUGAAUCCAGUUAUUAUCAAAGAGACCGCCUUUGACAUCCUUCAAUACUCAGAGCCCCAGUCAAGGUUCUGGGGCCGAGAUAAGAACGUGCCCACCAUUGGUGUCAUUGCCGUUGUCUUAGCCACACAUCUGUGUGAUGAAGUCAGCUUGGCAGGCUUUGGAUAUGACCUCAAUCAACCCAAAACACCUUUGCACUACUUUGACAAUCUCUGCAUGGCUGCCAUGAACUUUCAAACCAUGCAUAAUGUGACAACGGAGACCAGGUUCCUCCUCAAGCUGGUCAAAGAGGGCGUGGUGAAGGAUCUCAGCGGAGGCAUCCAUUGUGAAUUCUGAACACAGGGAAACCUCAUGUGACAAUGCAACUCUGACUCUGAAGGCUGUUUUUCGUAGCCUUCUCGAUGCAGCGCAUCCUGCAAAAUACUUUGAGGUGCAGCUGGGGUUUUUAACUUUUAAUUUAAAAAACAACAGUUUUGCUCUUCCCACUUUGUCCCCCCUAUUUAUUUGAGGUCGGUGUUUUUGCACAAAAUUUUGUAAGGUGAUUUUGAGAAUUGAAUUGGAAAGACUUUUCCAAGAGACUUCUAUGUAAUGAUGUUUUAUUGUAUUUUAAGAAGAUUAUUUAAUUUGUAAAAACUCUGUCCACGUCUACUGCACAUAGAAUAUCAGGUAAUUAAGUGGAAGGAGAAUGGAGGUCACUCCUUUGAUGAGAGCCCUGAAUGCCUGAUUCUGAUUCCUUGUGACUGUUUGGUGGGACACAUGCCGGGGGCACUUCCGGGAUGAUGUGCUCAGGAGCUAAACCACGGGUACUGAUUCAGCCAUGCUGCUGUGCGAGGCCUGGGCUGAUCGGAGAAGUUCACGGCCCCUCUCUGUGGGUCUGUCUUCUGCCAGAAGACUUGCAACAAUCAACAAGGGAGGAACUGUCCUGGGUGUCCCUGUUUGGGAAGGGGCACAGAAGACAUUUUCUGUGUCCUCUGAGUAUACAAAGCCAGCUUGGGCUGCAGAAGCCACUGUCUUCCCUGAAAUUGUGACAACUCUUGAAUUUCUUGAGUGUUUUUUUACUGCCCUUCCAAAAGCACAUAAAUGUUAAUCUAAAGUGUUCCACUGCCUGCCUGAGGUGGCUUAUAAAAAUUAGGACACAAUCUUUGUUACCAGAGUUGUAGCAAAGUAAACCCUUUCCAAGCAUAGUCACAUUUUCUGAAACACUGAAAUAAAAUCUUUCUGGUGUUAUAAAUUGCCUAUUUAAAAAAAAACAAACAUUUUUUUUAAUGCCUACCUGGCAGUGGUGUACCAGACAAUGUGCUGGUCAAAUGAACAAACCAAAAAGGGACAAAAGCUUUUGAGGAGCUCUCACAGUCUACUUCAUUUGAGCACUUAAAAAAAAAGUCCAUAAUCUCCCUGAAAUAUCCUUGGCUGCUGCUAGGUGGAGACCUCGGUGGGGGAUGCCGCAGUGAGCCACAGAGCAGAGGGUGCCUCCUCCUGCCAGGGCUGCCUCCCUGCAGCUCUGGAUGCUCGAGUGUCUGGCUUCCUCCCAGAGAACAGGCUUGUUCCAGCUUCUGACUCUUAAUUGCUCCAGUCUUUGUCAUCAGAGGGUUGGCAGCUACUUUGCUCCCUCCCUGCCCCAUCGAGGGUAGGUUCACCUCUCUGCUCUCUGCCUCUGCCUUCCAGUCCCGCUGUAGCUCUGACUCCCAGCCUGCUCCCGUGCCUCGAUGUCUGUCCCCUCCUCAGCACUCGCAGGGCGGGGGAGCCAGUCACAGUGUUCACACGGGGGCCCUGAUCUCCAGGGCCCCAGGGUCAAGUUCAGAGUCGCCAGCCUAGCAAAAUAGGAUUUCUCUGCAUUAGUGACUUAACAUUUUCUGCAGAUUUUGCUCUUUUUUUACUAAAUACUGUUUAAGAGAAAAUACUUGGAAAUUUUCGCCAGCUAAAUGACUUAAUGUUGAGAAUUGAGACUCAGGAAGGUGGUCCACAGCUGUCCUGUGACUCGGUAAGGCCAGCCCUGCACCAUCCACCUCCAGCCCCUUGCCCAUCAGGGGCGACUUGAAACCUGAUUUUUUUUUUAAACAGUUUGACAAAAGCCAGGGUUUGGAACUUCCUUAGACAACUUUCCUGGUGUUUGUGAGCACCUCCCCCGUGGGCUAUGUGGCCUCAUGUGCCACUGCCCUGCAGGGCCGCUUGGAGGUGUGUAGUUCCGUGCCCAGCACCUGGCAGCUUUCAGCCAAUGUCAGGCCUGGCCCCCUCACCACCUCUCCUCUGUAUGGCCGUUUGUGCCUUCUUACAUUGCUUUUCCCAGGCCUCUCACCUCUGAAUUACUUGCAGGGAGUAAGUGCUCCGUGGCCUUAAAUAAAUGAGUAAAACACAUAAUUUUUUCAAAGACCUUUUAUGGAGCCCACCAGCCAGUCGGAGUUGAUCCAAGAACUUUUAGCAGGUUGGCAACUAUUUAUUAGAAGUGGCUUCUUGGCUUCAGACUUAUUCCUCCCUCACCCCACCCCACACAUACUCGCUCUUUGGGGAACAGACUUCUAGGUGCUUCAGGAUGUCACAGGUGGAUCGCCAGUAACAGGCUUCACUCCACCCCUCUGACUUUGUAGAGCUUUGUAGGUGCACUCGCAUCCCUCGUAUGGGGCAGGAGUCCUUGCUUUUGAGGUAACUGAGGACAAUGUAUAUAUGUUCUGUAUCUUAACAUACAUCUUACCAGAACUUUGGACCACAGAAAAUUUCAGUGAGUUGUAUGGUUUGUUUUUAUUUAUUUGUUUUGUCUCCUACAGAGAGCAGAACCUAGGCCCACCUUAGGAAAAUGCUUGGGGACUGGAUGAGUGUGUGUCAUGUUUUCAGGCAAAGCUAAACUGGGAUCAUCUACACAACUUCAUGUAUUCUAGGUGUCCCCUUUCCUUCAUGGCUCCUUUUGUGUUGCACUGGGUUUUUCCUUUCCCUAGAGUAUAUCGAUAAAGCAUUGGCAAUAUCUGUUUUCACA